This is a messenger RNA of Arabidopsis lyrata subsp. lyrata, 7135 nucleotides long. RefSeq names its product pre-mRNA-processing-splicing factor 8B. Gene Ontology annotation, cellular component: U5 snRNP; catalytic step 2 spliceosome. The coding region runs from base 225 to 7019 and encodes 2264 amino acids. Gene Ontology annotation, biological process: mRNA splicing, via spliceosome; spliceosomal tri-snRNP complex assembly. Lineage: Eukaryota; Viridiplantae; Streptophyta; Magnoliopsida; Brassicales; Brassicaceae. The transcript has 24 exons. Gene Ontology annotation, molecular function: pre-mRNA intronic binding; U5 snRNA binding; U1 snRNA binding. The record is from RefSeq and is a predicted model, not a curated record.
CUUUAGCUCCUCCUGGCACCUACAGUUCGAGGAUGCAGACACCAACACAGCCCGCUGAUCACCCUUCUUACACGUCGCCUUCUAAUCGGAAUCCUCCGACGGAACCUACUUCUGAGGAUGCAGAGGCGAAGCUUGAGAAGAAGGCCAGAACAUGGAUGCAGCUAAAUUCCAAACGGUACGGCGAUUAGAGGAAAUUUGGGUUCGUGGAAACUCAGAAGGAGGACAUGCCACCUGAGCACGUUAGGAAAAUCAUCAGGGAUCAUGGUGAUAUGUCAUCUAAGAAACAUGGACUUGACAAACGUGUAUAUCUUGGAGCACUUAAGUUCGUUCCUCACGCAGUUUUCAAGCUCCUGGAGAAUAUGCCUAUGCCCUGGGAACAGGUCCGGUACGUGAACGUGGUACCAUGGGUUGUGGAACCUAUUUACAUGGCUCAGUGGGGUUCUAUGUGGAUAAUGAUGAGAAGAGAGAAGAGGGAUCGUCGUCAUUUCAAGAGAAUGCGGUUUCCACCAUUUGAUGAUGAGGAGCCCCCUCUAGACUAUGCUGAUAACCUGCUGGACGUGGAUCCUCUUGAGCCAAUUCAGUUGGAGCUAGACGAGGAAGAUGAUUCUGCUCUAUACUCUUGGUUUUACGACCACAAGCCACUUGUAAAAACAAAACUGAUCAAUAGUCCAAGUUACCAGACGUGGAAUCUCUCACUUCCAAUUAUGUCAACCCUUCACAGGCUUGCAGCCCAGUUGUUGUCUGAUUUGGUUGAUCGCAACUACUUCUACUUGUUUGACAUGCCAUCAUUCUUCACAGCAAAGGCACUGAACAUGUGCAUACCAGGCGGUCCUAAGUUUGAGCCUUUGUAUCGUGAUAUGGAGAAAGGAGAUGAGGACUGGAAUGAAUUUAAUGACAUCAACAAGCUUAUCAUUCGAUCCCCUCUGCGAACUGAGUACCGAGUAGCUUUCCCCCAUCUGUACAAUAAUAGGCCCAGGAAAGUAAAACUCUGUGUCUAUCACACUCCUAUGAUUAUGUACAUAAAGACAGAGGAUCCUGAUCUUCCUGCGUUUUAUUAUGAUCCAUUAAUUCACCCAAUAAGUAACUCGAGUAACACUAAUAAGGAACAUCGCAAAAGUAAUGGUUAUGAUGAUGAUGAGGAUGACUUUGUGUUACCAGAAGGAGUGCAACCUUUGCUGAAUAACUCCCCACUCUACACUGAAACUACAGCUGCUGGCAUUUCAUUGUUGUUUGCCCCUCGGCCUUUCAAUAUGAGGUCUGGGAGGACUCGGCGGGCAGAAGAUAUACCCCUUGUUGCAGAAUGGUUUAAGGAGCACUGUCCUCCAGCAUAUCCUGUCAAAGUUCGGGUUAGUUACCAGAAGCUUUUGAAGUGUUAUGUACUCAAUGAGCUGCACCAUAGACCACCUAAGUCUCAGAAGAAGAAGCACUUGUUCCGAUCUCUUGCAGCUACAAAGUUUUUCCAGAGCACCGAACUGGAUUGGGUUGAAGUGGGUCUGCAAGUCUGCCGGCAGGGAUAUAAUAUGCUGAACCUGUUGAUUCACAGGAAGAAUUUGAACUACCUGCACCUUGAUUAUAACUUCAACCUGAAGCCUGUGAAAACUCUGACAACCAAGGAACGAAAGAAGUCACGUUUUGGAAACGCUUUCCAUCUCUGCCGUGAGAUCCUCCGGGUGACAAAGCUUGUAGUUGAUGCAAAUGUCCAGUUCCGACUUGGUAAUGUUGAUGCCUUUCAAUUGGCUGAUGGCCUGCAAUAUAUUUUUUCCCAUGUUGGGCAAUUGACAGGUAUGUAUCGUUAUAAGUACAGGCUUAUGAGACAAAUCAGGAUGUGCAAGGAUUUGAAACACUUGAUCUAUUACCGUUUCAAUACUGGUCCUGUGGGUAAAGGACCAGGGUGUGGAUUUUGGGCUCCAAUGUGGAGGGUAUGGUUGUUUUUCCUUCGCGGAAUAGUUCCUCUUCUAGAACGAUGGUUAGGGAACCUGCUUGCACGUCAAUUUGAGGGGCGUCACUCAAAGGGAGUGGCCAAAACAGUCACAAAACAGAGAGCUGAAAGCCAUUUUGAUUUGGAGCUUCGAGCUUCUGUCAUGCAUGAUGUCGUUGAUGCAAUGCCAGAGGGUAUCAAUCAAAAUAAAGCGCGGACGAUAUUGCAGCACCUUAGUGAGGCAUGGCGGUGUUGGAAAGCUAAUAUACCAUGGAAGGUCCCUGGAUUACCUGUGGCAAUUGAGAAUAUGAUCCUCCGAUAUGUCAAGUCUAAAGCUGAUUGGUGGACAAAUGUUGCUCACUACAAUCGUGAGCGUAUCAGAAGAGGGGCUACUGUUGAUAAGACAGUUUGUAGAAAGAAUCUUGGACGGUUGACCCGUCUUUGGCUCAAGGCAGAACAGGAACGACAACAUAAUUUUCAGAAAGAUGGUCCAUAUGUCACUGCGGAUGAAGGAAUAGCAAUUUAUAGCACCACUGUAAAUUGGCUGGAAUCUAGAAAAUUUUCACCAAUCCCAUUCCCUCCAUUAUCAUAUAAACAUGACACAAAGUUGCUUAUCUUGGCCCUUGAGAGACUUAAAGAAUCAUAUAGUGCAGCUGUGAGAUUGAAUCAGCAGCAGAGAGAAGAGCUUGGUUUAAUUGAACAAGCUUAUGACAAUCCUCACGAAGCUUUGAUGCGAAUAAAGCGUCAUCUUCUCACUCAGCAUAGCUUCAAAGAAGUUGGCAUAGAGUUUAUGGAUCUAUAUAGCCAUUUGAUUCCCGUCUAUCAAAUUGAUCCCCUGGAGAAAAUUACUGAUGCUUAUCUUGAUCAAUAUUUGUGGUAUGAGGGUGACAAGCGCCACUUGUUUCCCAACUCGAUUAAGCCUGCAGACUCAGAGCCGCCACCGCUUCUGGUUUACAAAUGGUGUCAAGGUAUCAAUAAUUUGCAAGGCAUAUGGGACACAAGUGAUAGUCAGUGUGUGGUGAUGCUCCAGACGAAGUUUGAAAAACUCUUUGAGAAGAUUGAUUUUACAGUGUUGAACAGCCUUCUUCGUUUGGUUCUUGAUCAUAAGCUUGCAAACUAUGUGACUGGCAAGAAUAAUGUGGUUCUGUCUUAUAAGGAUAUGAGCUAUACUAAUACAUAUGGACUCAUUAGGGGACUGCAGUUUGCAUCGUUUGUUGUUCAGUUUUAUGGACUAGUGCUAGAUCUUUUGCUCCUUGGUUUGACUCGAGCGAGUGAAAUUGCCGGGCCACCGCAGAGGCCUAAUGAGUUUAUGACCUAUUGGGAUACAAAAGUUGAGACUCGCCAUCCCAUAAGACUGUAUUCUCGGUAUAUAGACAAAGUGCAUAUAAUGUUCAAAUUUACCCAUGAAGAGGCUCGGGAUCUUAUUCAACGUCAUCUCACCGAGCGUCCUGAUCCUAAUAAUGAAAACAUGGUGGGAUAUAACAAUAAAAAGUGCUGGCCAAGAGAUGCAUGGAUGAGGUUAAUGAAACAUGAUGUCAAUCUUGGUAGAAGUGUCUUCUGGGAUAUGAAAAAUCGUCUUCCUCGAAGCAUCACAACCUUGGAGUGGGAGAAUGGCUUCGUCUCCGUGUACAGCAAGGAUAAUCCAAACUUGCUUUUCAGCAUGUGUGGAUUUGAAGUCCGCAUGCUUCCAAAAAUUAGGAUGGGCCAAGAAGCUUUCAGCAGCACAAGGGAUGGUGUCUGGAAUCUGCAGAAUGAACAAACUAAAGAGAGGACUGCAGUUGCUUUUCUGCGGGUUGAUGAUGAACACAUGAAGGUGUUUGAGAAUCGUGUGAGGCAGAUUCUUAUGUCGUCAGGGUCAACAACAUUUACCAAAAUCGUCAAUAAAUGGAAUACAGCUCUGAUAGGCCUCAUGACUUACUUCCGUGAAGCCACUGUGCAUACGCAAGAGCUCUUGGAUCUGCUUGUUAAAUGUGAAAAUAAAAUCCAAACGAGGGUUAAGAUUGGACUGAACUCAAAGAUGCCUAGUCGAUUUCCUCCUGUUAUCUUCUACACUCCAAAGGAAAUUGGCGGGCUUGGAAUGUUGUCGAUGGGUCAUAUUUUGAUCCCACAAAGUGACCUUCGGUACAGCAAGCAAACAGAUGUUGGUGUAAGCCAUUUCAGGAGUGGAAUGAGCCACGAGGAAGAUCAACUGAUUCCUAAUCUUUACCGUUACAUACAACCAUGGGAAAGCGAAUUUAUUGAUUCACAGCUGGUGUGGGCAGAAUAUGCUUUAAAGAGGCAGGAAGCACAGACCCAUAAUAGACGUCUGACGUUGGAGGAUCUGGAAGACUCUUGGGAUAGGGGAAUUCCGCGUAUAAAUACGCUGUUCCAGAAGGAUAGGCACACUUUAGCAUAUGAUAAAGGUUGGAGGGUCCGGACCGACUUCAAACAGUACCAAUCCCUGAAACAAAAUCCUUUCUGGUGGACACACCAGAGGCAUGAUGGUAAAUUGUGGAACUUGAAUAAUUACCGAACUGAUGUCAUCCAAGCUCUUGGAGGUGUUGAGGGUAUUCUUGAACACACCUUAUUUAAAGGAACAUACUUUCCAACGUGGGAGGGUCUUUUUUGGGAGAAGGCAUCUGGUUUUGAGGAGUCUAUGAAAUAUAAGAAGCUGACAAAUGCGCAGAGGUCUGGUCUGAACCAGAUUCCGAAUAGAAGAUUCACGCUUUGGUGGUCACCAACAAUUAAUCGAGCGAAUGUAUAUGUGGGUUUUCAAGUGCAGUUGGAUUUGACAGGAAUAUUUAUGCACGGAAAGAUUCCUACUCUUAAAAUAUCUUUGAUUCAGAUUUUCCGUGCCCAUUUGUGGCAAAAGAUCCAUGAGAGUGUUGUUAUGGACCUUUGCCAAGUACUGGAUCAAGAGUUGGAUCCGUUGGAGAUAGAAACUGUGCAGAAAGAGACAAUUCAUCCACGGAAGAGUUACAAAAUGAAUAGCUCUUGUGCUGAUGUUCUUCUUUUUGCUGCCUAUAAAUGGCCAAUGUCUAAGCCUAGUCUAGUGGCUGAGUCAAAGGAUAUGUUUGAUCAGAAAGCAAGUAACAAGUAUUGGAUAAAUGUGCAACUUCGAUGGGGAGAUUACGACUCCCAUGAUAUUGAACGCUAUACUAGGGCCAAAUUCAUGGAUUACACAACGGACAACAUGUCUAUCUAUCCAUCUCCAACGGGUGUAAUUAUUGGGCUUGAUUUGGCCUAUAACUUGCAUUCUGCCUUUGGUAAUUGGUUCCCUGGUUCAAAAACUCUGCUUGCUCAAGCUAUGAACAAGAUCAUGAAGUCCAAUCCCGCUCUAUACGUGUUGAGAGAGAGGAUAAGGAAAGGUUUGCAGCUGUACUCAUCUGAGCCUACAGAGCCAUAUUUGUCAUCUCAAAACUAUGGUGAAAUAUUCAGCAAUCAAAUCAUAUGGUUCGUUGAUGAUACCAAUGUAUACCGUGUCACAAUCCACAAGACAUUUGAAGGAAAUCUAACAACAAAGCCAAUCAAUGGUGUAAUUUUUAUUUUCAACCCAAGAACAGGGCAACUAUUCCUAAAGGUCAUUCAUACAAGUGUUUGGGCUGGGCAGAAGCGCCUUGGUCAGCUAGCGAAAUGGAAAACUGCUGAAGAGGUUGCGGCACUUGUGCGGUCUCUCCCUGUUGAAGAACAACCAAAACAAGUUAUUGUGACUCGUAAAGGAAUGUUGGAUCCCCUUGAGGUUCAUCUGUUGGAUUUCCCAAACAUUGUUAUAAAGGGAAGUGAACUCCAGCUUCCGUUCCAGGCUUGUCUUAAGAUAGAAAAAUUUGGUGAUCUGAUUUUGAAGGCCACAGAGCCACAGAUGGUCCUCUUCAAUAUCUAUGAUGAUUGGUUGAUGACUGUUUCUUCGUACACUGCCUUUCAAAGACUCAUUCUGAUCCUUCGCGCUCUUCACGUAAACAAUGAGAAGGCAAAGAUGUUAUUGAAGCCUGACAUGUCUGUUGUCACUGAGCCAAAUCACAUCUGGCCCUCUCUCACUGACGACCAAUGGAUGAAGGUGGAGGUUGCUCUUAGAGAUCUCAUCCUUUCUGACUACGCGAAGAAAAACAACGUGAAUACGUCAGCUCUGACACAGUCAGAGAUCAGAGAUAUAAUACUUGGAGCGGAGAUUACUCCUCCGUCUCAGCAGAGGCAACAGAUAGCUGAGAUUGAGAAACAGUCAAAGCAAGCGAGCCAGCUUACUGCAGUCACAACAAGAACCACAAAUGUUCAUGGUGAUGAAUUGAUUAGCACCACCAUUAGUCCGUACGAGCAAUCUGCAUUUGGAUCCAAAACAGACUGGCGUGUGCGCGCAAUUUCAGCUACUAACCUCUACCUCAGGGUCAACCACAUCUACGUGAACUCGGACGACAUAAAGGAAACUGGAUACACCUACGUUAUGCCCAAGAACAUAUUGAAGAAGUUCAUAUGCAUAGCGGAUCUUCGAACUCAAAUUGCUGGAUAUUUAUAUGGGAUAAGUCCGCCGGAUAAUCCUCAAGUGAAGGAAAUCCGUUGUGUUGUGAUGGUGCCGCAAUGGGGAAAUCACCAGCAAGUUCAACUGCCGUCGUCUUUUCCGGAACAUCAGUUCUUGGAUGAUUUAGAGCCCCUGGGAUGGAUGCACACACAGCCUAACGAGCUUCCUCAGUUGUCACCACAGGAUGUGACUUUUCACUCCCGUGUUCUGGAGAAUAACAAGCAAUGGGACGGAGAAAAAUGCAUCAUCCUGACAUGUAGUUUCACUCCGGGCUCAUGCUCUUUGAUGUCAUAUAAGCUGACGCAAGCCGGGUAUGAAUGGGGACGGCUGAACAAAGACGCAGGCAGCAAUCCCCACGGUUACCUUCCCACCCACUAUGAGAAGGUUCAGAUGCUCUUGAGUGACCGUUUCUUCGGGUUCUACAUGGUUCCUGAUAACGGACCCUGGAACUACAACUUCAUGGGAGUUAAUCACACGGUGGGCAUGAACUAUAGCUUGAAACUUGGAACCCCCAAGGAGUACUAUCACCAAGACCAUCGACCCACUCAUUUCCUCGAGUUCAGCAAUAUGGAGGAGGAUGGUGACCUUGAUCGUGAGGACACUUUUGCUUAAGACGUUUUUUGGAUGUAUGAUGUAAAUUAAGUUUGCAAAUUGUUAAUGAUGAGAUUGAAAAGAUUUUUCUCUAUUUUAAAAAAUAAUAGUAAUGAUUUGAAGACUUCACAAGCAAA